AUGGAGAUGCAGGCUGAAGCAGAGCGUAAGAAGAGAGCUCAAGCGAAUAUUAAUAUUGCUGAUGGCAAGAAGAAUGCAGUGAUCCUUGCAUCAGAAGCUGCUAAGCAGGAUCAGGUCAACAGAGCUCUAGGAGAAGCAGAAACUAUCCUUGCAAAAGAAAUUGCUAUGGUGUCAAAAGCCCUCAAAGAAACUGGGGGUGUGGAGGCAGCAAGUUUAAGAAUAGCUGAGCAAUAUAUUCAAGCCUUCAGCAUGAUUGCGAAGGAGGGAACAACGGUGUUACUCCCGUCCAGUGCUUCCAACCCCGCCAAUAUGAUGGCUCAAGCUCUUGCCAUAUACAAGAACAUGAUUGGCAAAAACUCUGGCAAGGGGCUUUCUGAGGGUCCUGAAGUCGGAUCAACAGAUCACACAAAAACUGAUGCUCUAUCUUGGGAAUCUGGUGAUGAGAGUUGCACAACUACCCAACCCGCUAGUCAAGAUCAUCUGGGUGAACCUGUUUUCUCCCUACAAAGCCCAAAGAAGGAUCUGAAAUAAGAGAGAAGAUGAAAAGGUGAUUGAUUACAUAUCAAUGUGGAAAAAGGAAUUCUCUGUGGUAUUCUAACUUUAAACACACAUGUGGUAACAGUUUGUUCCUGGGGAAAGCAUAUAUGAAACUGACAAUUGAUGAGAUAGAAAGUAAAUUCGUGGUAGCCUAUCCUCUGCGAGUAGAGUUGCUAUGUAGCGGCUCAUUGAGGUUUUGAGGAGACACUAAAAAAUGGGAAUUUUGCAUGUGGAUUGCUGAUGCUCAAAGUCAAGAACGGCCAUAGAACAUAGUGUUGUCUUUCUUACAGUUGAACGUCUGGAUUGCUAAACCAAUCAUUUCUGUAAGUGCACGGCUGUUAUUUUCAGAAUUGUUAUAUUUCGUUCGCUUAGAAAGCUUUGUUGGAAGUAAGUGAUACAAGGCGUGAGGUUUUUUCUUCUGCUUUAACUUAGAAACAUGUGGAGCUG
Molecule: messenger RNA, 984 nt
Organism: Sesamum indicum (sesame)
Lineage: Eukaryota; Viridiplantae; Streptophyta; Magnoliopsida; Lamiales; Pedaliaceae
Biological process (GO): mitochondrion organization
Cellular component (GO): mitochondrion
Source: RefSeq, a predicted model, not a curated record